UGAAAGCUUUGCAUAUACAGCCUAAUGUAGGCAGGUAGACUUCAGGAGCCAUUAGUGCACCAUCAUCCCAGGCAAGGAUAACUUUACAUCCAAACUAGGACACGGCCAGAAAUGACUUUUUUUUUCAAAUUGCUUUAAGAUUUUUUAACUCUUUGGAACGAAGCUGGACUGAUAAACCUGAGCUGUGAGCUACAUCACUGGACAGAACUCUACAAACAACAAGCCUGAUGUAAACACUAACUGAUAUCACUAUGGAGGUAGCCAAAUUCAUUCUAAUGAUAGGCAUGUGCUUCUCAAAGUUCAGUAUCUCAACAGCUGCAUGUGCAGGCCUGAGACAGUUGCAGAAUGGGAGAACCUUUUUCCGCUAUGGUGGGAUUUAUGCGACAUUUGUCUGUGAUGCUGGAUUCAGCCUUAUGGGACCCACCAGCAGCUCCUGUGUAAGAGGCCACUGGAGAAAGCCUGUCCCAGUCUGUGUAGCAAGUGGAUGUCAGCCAGUUGGCGGGCUUAUAAAUGGAAGACUUGUAAUAAGUUUCAGCGGUGCUGUUAUUACAUUUAUGUGUAACAAAGGUUACAAACUGUCUGGAUCUUCAGUAAUCUACUGCGACGGAAGAAAGUGGAACAGCACAAAACCUGUUUGCAGAGAAUACGAUAUGAUGAGUACGAAAGAGAAAACUCUAUUCCCCAAUGAGAAGUUUAUAGUGGAGGAUAUUUCAAACCAAAGAAAACCCACUGGUCACACAUCUAGUACUGAGCAAAAUGUCACCUGGCACAGGACGCACCACAUUAUUCCAAAGGAUAGACAAAACAGCCGACAGCUUACAACCAUUUCUGCUAAUGUUGUUAAUACAGACCAAGAACUGGUAAAUGGGUCAAAAAAGAAAACACUGUUACAUUCUUUAGUAACUUCAUUGUCAACUACAAAAGAAAUAGGAUCUGUUACUAACGCUCAUAAAGUAUAUGGAGAUGAAUCUGCAGCAUUUCAGCCUGCAAUGCGCCAAAUAUCCACAGUUUCUGUAAUCCCUAGAUGGUCCAAGUCAUCUGCAACUAAUAUUGCUACACCAAGGCUCAGAUCCAAAAGUCACUUCUCUGGUACAAAUUAUGCAGAAACUAAUCAUCAUAAUUUAAGGGUUCAAAACAACAGUGACAUGUUUGGCCCAUCAUCAUCAUCACCAUAUGAGGCACAUACUGCAAGAACAUUUAUAAAGUUGUAUACAGAAUUCACUUCAGCCCCUACACCAGACAGUACUCCAGAGACAACCCAGAGCUUACAAUCAAGAUUUAUAAGUUCAGAUAAUAAAGCGGUAAAUAAUGAUAGAAUCCAGGCCAAGAUAAAUGCAUCGCCAUCUAAUAGUUCUUAUAUGCAUUUGCUAAAUAAAAUAAUAAUGACUAAGAUACCUGAAAUUACUCCUAACACAUCCACUUUGGAACAGAGAAAAAUUUUUCCAACAAGCUCUCCAUCAUCAUAUACGAAUGCCAGCAGCAGUUCAAUAACGGAUAAGAACUUGCCUGAUGAAGGCAAUUUCCCUACAAGUGGCUAUGAACAAGUUCUAACCACAGCCCAAGUUCUAUCACCUUCUCACUUGCUUAAAAACAGCAGUAACAUGUUUGGCCUAUCAUCUUCAUUACUAUAUGAGGCACAUACCAAAAAGACAAUUAUAAACUCUGAUAUAGAAUUUAUUUCACUGGACAGUGCUCCUAAGACAACUCAGAGUUUAAAAUCAAGUUCAGAUGUUUCCUCUGGUGGUUUAAUGCUUAAAGACAACAGUAGCCCAUUGUUAUUGUCACCAUAUGAGGCACAUACCACAAGAUCAUUUAUAAACUCUGAUACGGCAUUGACUUCAAUAACUACACCAGACAGUGCCACAACGACAACCCAGAGCUUACAAUCAAGAUUCAUAAAUUCAGUUAGAAUGGUGAACAGUGAUGACAGAAUCCAAACGAAGAAAAAUACAUCACUAUCUAAUAUUCUUAAUAUGCAUUUUCUAAAUAAAAUAAUAGCUAUCAUUCCAGAAAUUACUGCUAAUACAUCCACUUUUGAACAGAGGAACAUUUUUGGACCAACAGGCUCUCCUUCAUCAAAUAGUACCAGCAGCAGUUCAAUAAAAGGUGAGAACCUGCCAGAUCAAGGCAAUUUCUCUACAAGUGAAUAUAAAACAGUAACAACCACAGCCCAAGCCCAGGCUCUAUCACCUUCUCACUUUCAUUCUUCAGCAGUUUCGUCUGAUGGAUUAAUGCUUAAAAACAAUAGUGAUAUGUUUGACCCAUUGUCAUUGUCACCAUAUGAGGCACAUACCAUAAGAACAUUUAUAAACUCUGCUACAGCAUUGACUUUAACAACUACACCAGACAGUAUCACAGGGACAACUCAGAGCUUACAAUCUAGAUUUGUGAGUUUAAAUGUUAGUAAAAUGGUGAAUGGUGAUGAUAGAAGCCAAACCAUGAUAAAUGCAACACAAGCUAAGAGUACCAGCAGCAGUUCAAUAAAGGAUAAGAUCCUGCCAGAUGAAGGCAAUUUCCUAACAAAUGGAUAUUUGCCAGUACUAACCACAGCUCAAGCCCAGGCUCUAUCAGCAUCUCACUUUCAUUCUUCAGCGGUUUCCUCUGAUGGUUUAAUGCUUCAAAGCAACAGUAACAUGUUUGGCCUAUUAGCUUUAUCCCCAUAUGAGGCAAGUUCCACAAGGGCAAUUAUAAACUCUGAUACAGCAUUUAUUUCCCCAGACAGUGCUCAUAAGACAACUCAGAGUUUAAAAUCAAGAUUUAUGAGUUCAGGUGUUGAUAAAAUGGUGUAUAAUUAUAGAAGCCAAACCAAGAUAAAUUCAACAGCAUCUAAUAUUUUUUAUAUGAAUUUUCUAAAUAAAAUAGCAAUGACAAAGGUACCAAAAAUGACUUCCUCUUUGGAACAAAGGAACAUUCUUGGUCCAACAAGCUCUCCUUCAUCAAAUAAUACCAGCAGCAGCAGCAGCAGUUCAAUAAAGCAUAAGAACCUGCCAGAAGAAGGCAAGUUCCCAACAAGUGGAUAUGAGCCAGUGCUAACCACAGCCCAAGCCCAGGCUCUACCAGCUACUCACUUUCAUUCUUCAUCAGUUUCCUCUGAUAGGAUAGUGCUUAAAAACCACAGUGAUAUGUUUGGUCCACCAUCAUUGUCACCAUAUAAGGAACACACCACAAGAACAUUUAUAAACUCUGACACAGAAUUCACUUUAACAACUAUGCCUGACAGUGCUCCAGAGACAACUCAAAGCUUACAAUCAAGAUUUACAAGUUCAGAUGUUAGUAAAAUGGUGAGUGAUGAUAGAAGCCAAACCAAGAUCAAUGCAUCAACAUCUGAUAUUUCUUAUAUGCAUUUUCUAAAUAAAAUAAUAAUGACUGAAAUACCAAAAAGCUCUCCUUCUGAUGGAUUAAUGCUUAAAUCCAACAGUAACAUGUUCGAUCCAUCAUCAUCAUCACCACCAUAUGAGCCACACACAACGAGAUCAUUUAUAAACUCUGAUGGAGAACUCACUUCUGCAACAACCCCAGCCAGUGCUCCAGAGACAACUCAGAGCUUACAUUUAAGAUAUACAAGUUCCAAUGUUAAUAAAAUGACAACUGAUGAUAAAAGCCAAACCAUAAUGAAUACAACACAAUCAAAUAUUUCUUACAUGCAUUUUUCAAAUAAAACAACACUGACUGAGAAACCAGAAAUCACUGCUUCUACAUCAGCUCUGGAGGAGAGACACAUUCUUGGCCUAACAAGUUCACCUUUGUCAUAUGAAAGUGCCAGCAGCCAUUUAAUAAAGAAUAAGAACCUGCCAGAUAAAGGCUAUUUCUCUACAAGCAAAUAUGAAGCAGUACUAACCACAGGCCAUGCUAAGGCUCUAUCAGCCACUCACUUUCAUUUUUCAGGAGCCUCCUCUGGAUUAAUGCAAGGCAAAGCAAAAGAAACUUCAAAUAAAAAGUUAGCUGCAACCAGAAGUAGUGAUGUCGGCAACUUAGGAGUCAUUACCUUGAGGCAAAACCUACUUAAAGAAACCUCCAACUCUAGUGCUUCACAGGAUAACCUAUUUAACCCAACAACAGAAAUGCAAAGCACAUUAUUAGAAAAACCAGAAAAUGUACAAACGUACAGAACUGAGACUGAAUCCAAAGCCCCAAAAGUUGCCACCACUCCUGUCAAAGUCAUUGAUUAUUUGCAUUCUGGAUCCAAAAGGAAAUAUUUUAGAAGGAGAAGUUAUUGCACAUACCCACCUGUUCCUACUCAUGGGACCUUCAGGUUUCUCACUAUGAUCGACCCAUCCCCAUACCAGUAUCAGUACUACAUUCAGUACUCAUGUUAUCCUGGAUAUACUAUGUCUCAGGGGGAUGUGUUUAGUUUCUGCUUGGAAAAUGGCAAGUGGACUGGAGUCACACCUGUUUGUGAAGAACCUGUACCAUGUUCAGUCGACAAUGGUGGCUGCUCACAGAUCUGCAAAUCCCAUGGUGAAGGGCAGGCAGAGUGCGCCUGCAAAAUGGGCUUCCAACUCCUUAGUGAUAUGAGGACUUGCAGAGAUAUAGACGAGUGCAGCAGUGAGAUGCGACUGUGUGAGCACGACUGUACCAACACGUUUGGAUCUUACCAAUGCAGCUGUUGGAAAGGCUUUACCCUGACAGAAGGUGGAAGGACCUGCAUCCCUUAUACAUAGCUUCUCUCAUUCAUUAUAUUUUGGUCUCCCAAUUAACAUCAGUUAUGAAUGAUGUUCAUUUUAUAUUACUUACCAAUAUGCUCAUUGAUAAUACAUUUAUAUGUCUCAUUCUUCGCCACACUGAGUCAUGUUAAAGGGGUGGUUUACCAUUAAGUUAACUUUACAGUUAUACAGUUUCCCAUUCUUAGCAACUUUGUGUUUGGUCUUCAUUAUUUAUUUUUUCAGUUUUUUAAUUAUCCGCCCUUCUCUUUUGCCUCUUCCCCGCUAACAAAUGGCGGUCACUGACCCCAGCAGCCAAAAAACUGUUGCUCUAUGAGCUUAAAUUGUCUUCAUUAUUGUUACUUUAAA
Messenger RNA from Xenopus tropicalis (tropical clawed frog), 5009 nucleotides. RefSeq names its product mucin-5AC. NCBI's taxonomy places the organism in Eukaryota, Metazoa, Chordata, Amphibia, Anura, Pipidae. The transcript has 6 exons. Bases 252 to 4661 code for a protein of 1469 amino acids. Gene Ontology annotation, molecular function: calcium ion binding. The record is from RefSeq and is a predicted model, not a curated record.